AUGUUGAAUACCCUUCAGCCGCAGAUUGAAGACAUGUACAAAUUUGACGACAACCAGUCCAGGGUGUCGGCUCGUGAUCGAAGCAUUCAGAUGAUCACAAACUACCUUGGGCAACAUGGAAUUGACGAUGUGCGAACUAGCAUCAAGAGUGCCAUGUGUCUGCUCACCUGGUCCGAGCAAGAACAAGUGAAGUGGCGACAGGGAUAUCUUGAGAGCUUUGUGCAUCUUGCUGGAGUAAUGAUACCAGAGUUAGAAGACGUGCCAGAGUUCAAGCGUCUUUCUAUUGUGACACGGCGCAAUCUUGGCAUCGCAGCGAAGACACUUCAACUGCGCAAAAUGGAGGCUGAAGAGAAAUUGGCGGCAUUCGACUUCAGCGACCUCUGGGAAGAUACGUCCAAGGUCGCGAACAGCUCUGUCUACCACAGUUACCAGACCUUCCGAUCGUUCCUCAUCAACCACUAUUCGCGCAACUACGGCAACUGGCCGCCAGCUCGGGACCAGACGUGGUUAAAUCGCAAGAUCGCUCUCGCGUUGCAGGAAGAUUUCGGCUCCCUAUACGACUAUCUGGUGAACAGGGACGUGGUUUGGAAUCCGCGUGAGGAACGAGCGAGCCGCAAAUGGGAGAUGGCUCACCGGAGGGACGAAAGUUUCAAAGCCGACGUACCGGAGUUGAACAUUACUGAUCUGCUCGUCCGCUUUGAUGCGAAAUUCAGCUUCGCGCAUAUACCGCAUCCUUACCCUUUACUUCCUAGGGAAAUACCAAAAACGACUAGAGAGAAAGAGAAGAAAAGCCUGUUCUCGAGCCUGAAGAAAGACAAGAGCAAGGACGUCACGAAGGAUGCAAAGGCGCAUUUACAGCUAUCGAUACUCUUUAGCGAUGCCACGAAUAUUGAGAAACUGGAUGUGAACUUCCACGGAUCGACGCUCAUCGACAAAUUCGAGCAAUUCGAAAUGACCACCGACCUCAAGAACAUCACACCCCGCGAAGCUCGUCUAGGCCGCUGGAUUCUCCUCUAUGGCAUCCUCCAAGUCCUCUCCACCAUUUCCGUCGACGUCCAAGGCCUCAAACACACCGACGGCGUUAAAUACCUGCUCUGCACCGAUCUCAAGCGCUGCCCCGAAUGGGUCACAAACGGCCAGACCGAAUACCUCGAAGCCAGCCAGAAGCGCUCCUGA
Molecule: messenger RNA, 1176 nt
Organism: Parastagonospora nodorum SN15
Lineage: Eukaryota; Fungi; Ascomycota; Dothideomycetes; Pleosporales; Phaeosphaeriaceae
Exons: 3
Coding region: 1-1176 (391 amino acids)
Source: RefSeq, a predicted model, not a curated record